AAAGUGAAAUAGAUUCCUUUAGUUCUACUAAAGCUAAGUCCGCAUUAUUUCACCUGGAUUUCUGAGACUUAUACUUAGCCAUGUGAGUAGGUGGUGUCAUAUUGGCUAGAUACCUAAUUUAUCAUUCCGUUAGGGUGCCUUUAGGCGACACUCUUUAAAUUCAGCUAACCCUCUAUUUCAUAGAUACCCAUGUUCUUAUGCUAGCGUCAUUUGCGUACAGCAGCUAAAAGACGAAAAAUAUAUCGAGCGCCAGCAAGGCGGAAGCCUUCGAACAAUUGAAAACCACGGAUUGUAUGUCUAACAUAAAGGUUUGGUUAGGUACGGCGACUGUAACCAACGAGAUUUUGUGUGAACUGUUCCAUAGGAACGUAGACACACAUAUUUAUUAGCCAAUUCUUAACGUACAUACAUACUUCUUCAUGCAGCACACAUUAGCAAAUAUGAGCAAAUGUUGCAGAUCUUUCCGGAGCCCUCGUUUGAUCAAACCAAAACAUGGCGUUUCGGUUCAUUUGGUGAUCAUCCCUGCAAACGGGCAUGUCACAGUGACCAAAAGCCAAUGACAUGCUACUACUACCUCAUCAUACACAACGAUGAGAUCUUCAAUCCGAGCUGUGAACGUUAUCUCGAUCAACAAUUCCGUUUUAGGGUUAACGGACGAGAAUACAUAGACACAUUUGCAGUAAAGAAAUUCGACGGAUUUGAUGAUUGCAAAUACGGUGACGGUGAGCAGAUGGGAGUGCAGGUCGUCAACGGCCAAUUGCCGGGACAAACAAUUGAGGUGUGUCAGGGUGAUACCAUUGUGGCCGAUGUUAUAAAUAGUUUGCACGACAUUACGACUUUGCAUUGGCAUGGCUUGCAUCAGCUGAAGACGCCACAUAUGGAUGGUGUGCCGUAUAUUACACAGUACCCCAUAGAGCCAGGCCAAGCAUUUCGUUACAGCUUCGAGGCGGAUAAUUUUGGUACACAUUGGUGGCAUAGCCACGUUGGUCAUCAGCGUGGACGUGGCAUAGCCGGUGCUUUGGUGGUGAGACAAGCACCAUCGGAAGAUAUGCAUGGCGCUCUUUAUGACUUCGACCAUUCGGAACAUACAAUUAUGCUACAAGAUUGGUUGUACGAUGGUGAAAAGUCGGCAUUUCCGGCAAAUAUACUAAUUGAUGGUGUGGGGCGUAAAGCUGACGGUAGAACUAAAAAUAAGUCACCAACUCUCUACGCUACAUAUACGGUUUUGCGUGGUGGCAGAUAUCGGUUUCGUGUAAUCUUUAACGGUAUUGCUAACUGCCCGAUAAGCAUGAGCAUUGACAAUCACGAACUAAUCGUCAUCUCCAGCGACGGCAAUGACAUUGUACCCGUCAAAGUGCGGAAGAUCACACUGCAUGGCGGUGAGCGUUUCGACUUUAUCUUGCACGCCAAUCAAAAGGUCGAAAACUAUUGGAUACGCGUAAAGGGUUAUGCUUUCUGCAGUACUAAUAAGGUACACCAAGAGGCCAUACUGCACUACGAUGGCGCGAAACAGCGUACUCUACCCAAAGGGAAGAUAUCUUAUGAGUAUGAACCUAACGGCAAGGAACUCAACCCAAUCAAUCAGCCACCUACUGCCGAUAACAAUUUAUUGACAAUCGCCGACCUGGAGGCAUUAGAAAGACGCUCCACUAGAGCAACUAUCCCCUAUCGCACUUACUAUACCAGCAUGAGUAUUCGCAAGUUCGCCAAUGAAUUUUUGUUCCAGAUGGAUGAAAUUACAUUCGCUUUGCCACCGCGUAUGUCUCUUUUGCAAUCCCGUAAUCUCGGUGUGGAGCAAUUUCUUUGCAACAAGACACAACAAGCCACACUGGGCUUAGAUUGUCGUGGGGAGACACACUGUAAAUGUGCCAAUAUUAUCGAGGUGCCGGCAUUUAAACAUAUAGAAUUUGUUAUUUCAAGUACCAGUGAGACGGCGCAUCCCAUACACUUACAUGGUUACACAUUUCGCGUGAUCGGUAUUGGCGUACUCGGCGCUGAUAAAAUAAACCAGAUUGAAGAAAUUGAUCGUCGUACUCCGCUACCACGCCGAGAACGUGCCGCACCAAUUAAGGACACAGUUCAAGUGCCUGCCUUCGGUUAUACCAUAAUUCGUUUCUAUACAGACAAUCCCGGCUAUUGGAUUUUGCAUUGUCAUAUAUCUACGCACUCAGAAAUGGGCAUGGCGGCAGUUAUACGAGUUGGAGACCAUAAGCAAAUGAAGACCUGUCCCGUGAGCAACUGUGGUCUCUGUAAAUCUGUACUUUAA
Messenger RNA from Ceratitis capitata (Mediterranean fruit fly), 2266 nucleotides. It is a transcript of the gene Mco4, whose product is annotated as laccase-3. Gene Ontology annotation, molecular function: copper ion binding; oxidoreductase activity. Lineage: Eukaryota; Metazoa; Arthropoda; Insecta; Diptera; Tephritidae. Gene Ontology annotation, biological process: iron ion transport. Bases 449 to 2266 code for a protein of 605 amino acids. The record is from RefSeq and is a predicted model, not a curated record. The transcript has 3 exons. Gene Ontology annotation, cellular component: plasma membrane.